AUGCCGUUUAAUGUUGAUCCUAGUAUGGUAAACAGUUUUCAAUCAGCCUGCGACUUCCUUUUUGCUACCUAUAAUCGAUCAAAUGAUCCAAUUUUACAAAACUAUCUCUUGAGACUUGUUAGAAUGAAAUUAACAGAUCGUGCUCAAAUAGUAGGAAGCAGAAUGGAACUCGAUUGUUGGGAUCAUAUUAAAGCUGCUUUAUUUGCUUGCUUCGGUGACAAAAGAGAUUUGGAAUGCCUAGAACAAGAUCUGUUUAUGGCAGUACCAAAUAAAAAUCCAUUAGAUUUUGCUAAAAGAUUACAAGUAUUACGUAGUGCUUUAGCUCAAAAAACUAAUACUUUUCCAGACACUCAUAUGGAUGCAGCCACUAAAUAUAAUAUUCAACAAGAACAGGAAGCAAAUCACAAACAAAUUAUCGAAAAGUUACAAAUUGAAGCUGCUGAGAAAGAAAACUCCGUAAGAAGGUUGAAGAGAAAUUUCAAGGUAUUUGAAGACGAAAUAAUCGAAUCCGAACAAAAAUAUGUCAACACUAUCGAGGAGCAAAAGCUGAGAAUAAUUCAAUUGAAGAACGAAAUAUCGCUAUUUAAGGAAAAUGAUGAAAAGUUUGGGACCGACAUGAAAAACAGUGAAGAACAAAUAUUACAACUGAAGAAACAAAUCAAGGAGCUAAAUGACAUGUCUUAG
Messenger RNA from Ceutorhynchus assimilis (cabbage seed weevil), 684 nucleotides. NCBI's taxonomy places the organism in Eukaryota, Metazoa, Arthropoda, Insecta, Coleoptera, Curculionidae. The record is from the annotation of a GenBank genome assembly.